CUGAACCCCACCCCACCCCCAGCCACACUGUUGACUGAAAUUGAAACUUGAAAAAGCCGGUGCUUGGUUAUGUUAGGCUAUACACUCUGGAAUCUCUAGUGCUGCCGACUCUUUCGGUGUAAUUGCAGAUUCUGUUUGAAAUACAAAUUGUUCUUAAAGAUGUUGAAAAACAGAGUCUCCGUGUAACUGAGUGAAAAUGAAAAUAUAGACGGGUCUUUGUAAAGAAACAUACCUUCUCCCUCCAUAUUGUAUUUAGUAACCUUAUUCUUAUGAGAGUGACGAUUUGAUUGGUCAUUUCCCUACGUUGAUUUCUGUUCCUGUUUUUGCUUGGAUAAAGCACACAUGACCUUCACCUCUGAAUUUUUUUUGUCUUUUCGGAGGUGAGAUCUUGAGACAAUUUUUGUUGGUAAACAUAGCGUCCACGGGACGGAAGAGGAAGCGCUCGGCGCUUGAAGUAGGGAUUGACAUAGAGGAGUCGAUCAUGCCAUCCCACAACAAAAAAUCACAACGCCGAUCUGCCAGCGGAGACGGUGCUGCCGCGCCAGCUUUUGACAGCGGAGGCAGCAUGGUCAAAAACCAAGACAGAAAGAAUGAGAAGGGAAUCGAUAGCCCGGAAAACGUAAAACUGCUUCAGUGGAAACAGACAGAUAAAGAUGUCCGUCUUGCACUGGAUGUGGGAAAUAUAACUGAGAAAGAUGUAGAUGUCGGUUAUACGCAGUCUGGUGUGCUAGUCAAGUUUGAAGAUGGACGUUCCUGGAAAUGUUCAUUCCCACAUCCAAUUCUUCACAAUCAGAGCAGAGUCGUUCUGGCUGGUGGAAAAAUUCUUUUGAACUUGAAAAAGAAAGAUGAAGUAACUUGGAAUGAUCUUGGGACAUUCUCCAGUGAAAGAACUGGCGUAAAAAAGGAUGAAGCAACAACUUCAGUUUCUGAUAUAAAAAACAACGAGUCCCAAAUAGGAAACGAAGAAGAGAGUGCAGCCAAGGAAUCAGUGGACAUGGUUGUUGGAAGUGAGAAGGAGAAAAGUGAAAAUGACGGCGGUGACGAAGCUCCUUGUGUUUUGGAUCAUGUGAAACAUGACUGGUUUGAAAAAGGUACAGACAUCAUGGUUGUCCAUAUGUAUGUCAAACAGAUCAUUAAAGAGCACCUGGACAUCCAGUAUCAGAGUGACACAGUGAAGAUACACUUCAAAUCAAGAGAUACAAAGUUUCUCAGCUUACACCAGGGCACUGGAGAAGAGACUUGGUUUUGCUGGAACUUGAAGUUGAGGCAUGCUAUUCAGCCAGAUCAGUGUAAAUCAAGGGUGACGGGAACUAUGGUUGAACUGUCCUUGAAGAAGAAAGAUGCUGUGAGGUGGAAGGCUCUGGAAGCACCUGUUGAUACAGCACCAGUAACCCCAGCACCCCAGAAGGUGGACAACGGUGUCCAGCAGGAAAUGACCAGUGGCCCAAAGCCUGUCACAUUUGAUGAGGUGGACCGUGUUACCACAAAGGGCACCAGCACAGAGGGUAGCGCUAUCCAAGAUAGCACCAAGCCAGCAGUAGAGUCCACCAGUACAGCCGCACAGAAGCCAACCUGUUUGGUUUCCCCACUGAACAAACCCAGUAUUACCAAGUUAGUGGAACCAGGAUUUACUGGUCUGGACAACCUCGGCAACACAUGCUUCAUGAACAGUGUGCUUCAGGUCUUGGCAAAUACCAUAGAGUUCAGAGAUUUUUUUCUUGAUGGUCACUAUCUGAAGGACAUUAAUGAGUCCAAUCCCCUGGGCAGUGGUGGGCGGCUGGCCGCCACCUUUGUUUUCCUGCUUAAAGUGCUCUGGUCAGGGACACGGUCAUCAUAUGCUCCCUCUAAACUGAAGAAUCUGAUAGCCAUGAAAGCCAGUCAGUUCACGGGGUUUGCCCAGCAUGAUGCGCAAGAAUUCAUGGCGUUUCUUUUAGAUGGACUACAUGAGGACUUGAAUCGUGUCCGAGACAAGCCUUACACUGAGACAGUUGAAGACAAAGGGAGGCCAGAUGAGGUUGUGGCUGCCGAGGCAUGGGAGGUGUAUCAAAAGAGGAAUAACUCCUUCAUAGUGGACUCUUUUCAAGGGCAGUUCAAGUCCAAAUUAGUCUGUCCUCAUUGUAACAAGGUUUCCAUCACGUUUGACCCCUUCAUGGUAUUAUCAGCACCACUACCUAAGAAGUUAGUCUCUUUUCCUGUCAUAUAUAUGUCAAAAGACUCAUACACAAAGCCAAUCAGGUACAUGAUCAGAUUACCCUGUGAUGCUGGUAUAGGACAGCUGAAGCAGGCCAUUGCAGAUAAAACAGGGGUAGAUCCUAAAAAUCUAAGACUACUGGAGACAUACAAAAGUAAAAUACACAAACUUAUAGACUGUGAUGGAGAUGUAAGCACCAUCAAUGUCAACGAUAUCAUUCUAGCGUUUGAAGUUUUGUCAGAAGAUUUGGUUGGAGAGCCUGUUGUAGAAAUUAAUAUGAUACAGCGCACGGUAUUGCCUGUUCAACUCCCAACACGUUGCUCCAACUGCAGACAAGAGUGCCCUCCAGACGGCAAACUGAAACGCUGCACAAAAUGCUACAGGGUGGGAUACUGUGAUCAAACAUGCCAGAAGAACCACUGGCAGCAGCACAAGAUGGCGUGCAGACAGGUGAUGGAGCCAGUGGGAUAUCCUUUCAUUUUCAGCUUACCCCAGUCGCAGGCCACCUUCAGUAGGAUUUGUCAGGUGGCAGAAGCCUUUGCAAGGUACUCGGUGGAUGUUUUUCAGCCUCCUGUGCAACAAAGAAGUUGUGAGACUUCAUCAUUAUCAUCAUCUUCAUCAUCGACCUGUACUGCUACUUCGGCUACCUCCUCCUCAUCCCCAACGACUUCUACAUCUACCGAUUCAACACUUGUUGAGGCAGACGGCAUCUCAUUGAAUCAAGAAAAUUUGACAGAUCUCAGCUCUCAAAACUCAGACACGGAUGUAUCAGACAAUGGUGGUUCAUCUGUACAAAGAAAUUUAGACAUCCAGGACGAUAAUGUUUCAGGAAAGGAAAUGGACCUAUCAGAAACAAAUAAUGUAGUUUCUGCGGAAUCAAAUGAAAAUUUGAACAGCCAAUCAGAAAGCUCAGAAACUACUACCGCUCUCUCUGACACAGUGCACAAUGAAGAACAAAAAUCUUCAGAAGAAAAUUCUGACAAAGAAUUUGAGACAAUAGAUGGGAUAACAGGCAGUGAUAAGCAAGAGCUCGGAAGUGGGGACAGCAAAUAUGGGGUCUGUUCUGAGACUACAGAAAAUGAUGUAGCCUCCACUAGUAAAACUGUCAAAGAUGGCCUUGGGUCUAGCACGAAGAAUGGACCUCCACAGCGUCUGGUGUUAGGCAACCCUCACUCACACAAGACAAACCCACUGUUUUUACUGAAACUGGUCAAUCAGUUUGGACAAAAUAUAUCAGGCCAGGAUCCAAGAGAAUUAGAGGACAAAGAUGAGGACCCCUUGGAUCUGGACACUGAGGACCCCGUAUGGAUGGCCAUGGACUGGAAGAAUGCAGAGAAGUUGAUGCCAUUUGUCUUGGUGCAGUCCAAGGACCUUGAGUGUGAAGAUCAUCGUAGUGUUCGCAACGCAGACAGCUUGGAAAAGCCAAGCAUUACUUUGAAUCAGUGUCUUCAGCUGUUCACAGAACCAGAGGUCUUGAGCCCUGAAGAAGCUUGGUAAGUUCACUGACUUUCUGAAUUUUUCACUUCUGUAGAACUAAACUGCAAGUACAUUUGUUUACAACUGGCAUGUUUAUUGGACUGUCGGUUCCACAGCAAAAAAAAAAA
Lingula anatina is the source of this 3795-nucleotide messenger RNA. Its product is annotated as ubiquitin carboxyl-terminal hydrolase 19. Gene Ontology annotation, biological process: protein deubiquitination. Lineage: Eukaryota; Metazoa; Brachiopoda; Lingulata; Lingulida; Lingulidae. Gene Ontology annotation, molecular function: cysteine-type deubiquitinase activity. The record is from RefSeq and is a predicted model, not a curated record.